AUGAUGAAUGGCUCUUCUGGACCGUUUGUAGAGGGCGCAUAUGGAUUGGCGCCCCAGGCGCAAGCCCAAGCAAACGCAGCAGCUGGAAAUCGUGUAAGGGUGAGUUAGAAAUUUAUUUCGAGUCAUAUCUUUUUGACUUUUAUAUUAUUUGACUGCAUUUUUGAACUCAUUUCGAGACUAUAGUAUUGAUUCAGGUCGAAGACGCCUUGUCCUACCUGGACCAAGUGAAAAACCAAUUUUCGGAAGAGCCGGCUGUUUACACGCAGUUUUUAGAUAUUAUGAAAGACUUUAAGUCUCAAACGUACGUAUUUUAAUGAUUUUGAAGAUAAUCGAGUGUUUGGAUUUCAGUAUUGAUACUCCUGGAGUGAUUUCUCGCGUCAGUCACCUUUUCCACGGUCGACCGGCGCUUAUUAUGGGCUUCAACACGUUUUUGCCGCCCGGGUUCGAAGUCCGGCUUGAAGGAGAACGGAUCAUCAUCAUCAAACCGACGGGGAACGCCGAGGUGGUCCUGCACAGACUUUUUCAAUUUUGCUGAUUCUGUUUUUUCUUUUUUUUUCUUCGUUCUUUGUUCUGAUAUUUCCAUGACUUUCGUCUUUUACUUGCAAAUCUUGAAUGACCAUAAUUUUUCAGGAAAUCGUUCCAAACGACGGCCACAUUUACCCCGUCGACAAUGGAUUAUACGAGGAAGAAGGGGAAGACGAAGAAGAAGAAGAAGUCGAAGAAAUGGGAGAAGAAGCCGAGGAAGUGGAGGAAGAAGACGUCGGCGAGGAGGGCGUUGAACAAGAAGACGAGGAAGAAUACGAAGAAGACGAGCAGAUGGAAGAGGAGCCGCAGUUCAUUCCCAUCCAGGAGGUUUCCGUUUAGUGAAUUAUAUUCAGAUCAGAGUCCAGAUAUACUAUUUUUUAUGAAUUUUUUCUUAAAAUUCAAAACCAAAGGUUUUUCCUGCGAUUCUGAUGAAUCUUACUACGUUAUUUUAAAAAUUCAGUAACUUUUCCAGGUUUCUCUAUUGCUCUUUUUUUCAGCUAUGAAACAAUAAUGAAUACUAAACAAAAUAAGAAAACCGCGAAAUUGAAAAUAGUCAUCAGAAGAAGCAAGAAAGGAAAGAAAGAAAAAAAUAACUGAAUUUUUAGAGUCGAAAAAAAUUUGGAAAAGAAAACUAAUUUGAACACGGCAUCAAAAAAACAAUGAAAAUUUCACUAAUAAUUCUCUUAUUCAUCCCUAAAUGUUUCAGGCCGAAACUUUCUUUGAAAACAGAGUUUUUUGUAAAUAUUAACUUUUCUGUACAUGAAAAUCGGCAGAGGCAAAAAAAAAAUAUGAAAAUUGUAAAAAUAAACAAAAUUUUUUUUUGAAAUUACUUACAAGGGAGGUCGUUUCACUUUGCGGUUGGGAAUUUUUGAAGAAUCAGCCAGAACACUUUUUGAUGUACCAGAAAAAUAUUCUGAAAGUUUCACCCUGCCCAACUCUCGGGUUUUGAAAAAUGAGGGAUCAAAGCCCCAAAUUGGCCUUUUUUAAUGAGGGAUUUCUUCGACUUCGAGGUUUUCUUCCUUAAAAACUAGGAGUUAGGGCAGGUUGAGACUUUCAGAAUCUUUUUCUGGUACCUCAAGGAGUAUCCAGGCCAAUUUUCAGGAAAAUCCCAACCACCAAGUUUAAUGAUCUCCCUUUUAAGCCUUUUUGAGAAAAACCUACAUAGUUCAACAUUUCCUCUAUUGAUCUUGACAACAGGCCAAAAGAAGUGAAAAAUGAAACUAUCAAAAUUUGCAAAAAAUAUAACCGCUUUAAGACUUUGAGCCUUUUUUAUUUCCAAAACUAGAAGUUUUUGGAAAAUCUAGACUUCAAGAGAAUUUUUUUCUGGUCAAUUAAAAAAAAUCUUAGCCGCGCAUUAAAUUAAAAAAAAUCAUUAAAUAACUAAAAUUUAGUUCUUUUUGAGAAUAUUCCAAGUUUUUAGAAUUUCAAAAAUAAUUUAUAGUAUGCAAGUAGAUAAUUAUAUUUAGAUUGAACAAAAUUUCUUAAUUCUCCGUCCAUUUUUUUCUGGAUUUUUGGUCAUAAAGAGUCAUUUCUUGGAAUGAAACCGAAUUGCUUUGAAAAAAAAUAUUUAAAAAGAAAAACGGAAAAUUGACGUUUUUUUCAAGAGCUCAACGUGCACGAUAAUUCUAUUAAUCUUUUAUUCAUUAAUACAUAAAAAAAGAAUCAAGAAACAAAUUGGAACGAAUUUAGAAGGAAAUAGUGCGAGAAAGUAGACGUUUUUUUGACCUCUACAGUAUUCUUAUUUGCCUUUGACCGACUAGUGAUUGGAACUUGGAGGAUUUAGGUCAGAUUAAUACACUGGCGAUAAGAAAAAAAAAAUAUCUCGUAAAAUAUCCAAUUUUUCCUGUUUCGUUUGCCUUUUUCAUUCGGUUUCUGGCGUUUCAACGAAGUUUCCCUUUUCUGUGGCUCUCAAAUUCAAAACUUGUUUUCGUCAUGUUUAAAUGUUCCUCAGGCGUUUUUUGUAAUUUACAUUUUCGGUUAAUAAUUCGCUUUUUGUGCACUAGAUAAUACUCUAAAAGUUUACUUUUUUUAAUUCCCACUUCUUCAGAGAAAACCCUCAAAUAUACCGUUUAUUCCUGUUUCAUUCGUUUUUUUUUUAACGGUUUCUAAAAUUGCUGCAUUUUGGUUUUCCUAACGAAUCGGCCUUUUAUUGUAGUCUAAAAAAAUUGCAAUUCAAACUGAAAAAAAUUUGAAAGGAAAUCGUUUUUUUAUUCUAAAAUUUGAAGCGCGGUGGGGCACACUUUGAGGCUUCUUUGAGACGGAAUUCUCAUUCAUGCGCCUUUAAUAAGACAUUUUUUUGAUAGCUGUUUUUUUCGAAAUGAAUCUUUCCUGUCUGAUUUUUGCUUUUUUUACUGGUUUUCUCAUUUUUUUGUAACAAUAUCAAAAAAAUCAUUUUCAUUCCGGAAUUUUUUUAGUAAUAGGAACUCAAAUAGAAUUUAGAGAAUGUAUUCAAUUAUUUUUUUCUUUGUCAUUCUGUGUAAUAGACCUUCGAGAAAAACGGGAAAUGUUUCAUUUCGAUUAUUUUUCUAAGCUUCUUUUUUUGAAAAAAAUAGUGUUAUUAUAAAUUUUUGAAAAAAAUUUUUUUCGGCGUUUGUUAAAAAAAAUUGUUUUGAAGUUUUUUUGAAGAUUUUUUUAAAGAAUUAUUAAUUAAUUAACCUCAUUAAUUUUUCAGUUUCACGGCCACGCGUUGGGACGUCCUUACUGGGUCGCUAUGACGUUUCUUGAAAAAGUCAAGGUUUUAUAUUCACAUAUUUAAUUUCAAAAAAAUAAUUUAAUUUAAAUUUAGCUCCGUUUGAUCGAUCGUCCGCUUAUCUUUGAGCAAAUCAUCGAUCUUCUCCAUUGUUAUCAUAAACCUGAGGUAUUUUGAAUUAUGAGAAAUCUUUUGUAAAGAUGAGAAAAAUUUUUUUAGAACGUUAAAAAGUUCUAUGGUUCGUCCGCAAUGAGAGGGUUACAUGGCGAAGACAGUUCAGGGUGAGUUUCUUCGAAAAUAAAAUAAAAAAAUUCAAGGAUUGGAGUAAAUUAAUAUCGAAACGAUACCUACAAAGGAAGUACAAAAAUCUCAGAAAUGAAUUUUCUACAGAAAUUACAAGUUUUAAGACGUUUUUCUCGGCUAGAAGAAAUAAGACUUCUUAAAAAACAUGGCAUCAGGGGAGUUUAAAAUACGCCUCAGAUGCAUUUCAUCGAAUAAAUUGUCAUACCGUGGUAAACUCUUCCCCGUUUUGAUGCCGACUUAAAUUGGAUUUUCUUCUAGAAAGUAGAGAGUUUUGUAGAGUUCCAAGAAGAUUAUGAUGAUCUUUAGAGAGGAACCCUCAAAGGUCUCUAAGGUCGCCCCUAUAGGGACCGCUUUGGAGUUUCUAAAGGUCAAAUUAUCAAGGAACCAUUUUCUCUUGAUUUUUCUACAUUCUUCCUCAUUUUCAACUUGGGUUUUCGAGUCUCCCCGGGACGCCUGCUUCAUAUCGCGGGCCGAACUGGGGCGACAGCUCUGCCUAUUCCCCGUGUCUAAGUCUAGACUGAUUUCAACGAUCUCAUUGCGUUGGAAAGAUAAAGUGCAUCCCUUUUUCAGGCCGGACGAAUACGAAGAAGAGGAAAACUUGGCGCCGAGAGGAACUCUGCCGUCGGCCCCGGCGAGCAAGUUGCUCCUCAAGGAGUUCAUCAAGAAGACGGCGACGAAACUGCUCGCCGACGAGCCGGAUCUCCUCGCCGAGUUGCUGGCCUAUCUCCCGGACUUCUGGACCGUCGAUGCCAGGGAACUCCCCAAGGAGCACUUCCAACAGGCUUGAAACACCAUCGUGUCAAGAAGAAACCUUGAUUCAUUCCAGUUCGAUGUGGAGGUCUCCGAGGAGAGCAGCGAGUAUUCCGACGAGGAGGAGCCCGAACGCGACUCCAAGAAGAAAUAUGUCCGUUUUUCUCGAUAAAAAGUGGUCUCGGCAAAUGCGCUACAUUGAUAAUAAUAUUCUAAUGCCGUGUUCAAAAUAAUUUCCGCGAAAUGCAAAAUGAUCUCUGACUCUCCAAAAUUUAGUUAGCUUUUCCUUUCUCUAACGGGUAUUUUGCAUUUCGCGAAAUCACUUUGAACACGGCAUAAUAGUUGGCGCCAUUACAACACGUUUAGUUCCAAUAACCUUUAAAGAGAAUUAGAAUUGAUUAAAUUAUACUUUAGAAUCGGAAAAAUCAUUUAAAACGGAACUAAAAUUGAGAUAUGUUGUAAUCUGACCUGGUGAGUAAUUUUUCCGUUUUUUUUUUCUGGCCAAAAAUGACCUUUGCAAUUGCAAUAAUAAUAUUCCAAUUUGGCGCGAUUAUAACAUGUUUUGGCUUUUAAAAAGCCUCCGCAAUAGAUAAAUUCGCGUUUUAAUUCCAAAAAAAACCUUGAAAAGAGAAAUAGAGAUAAAUUCACGUUGUAGAAUCGAAAAAAAUCAUUAAAAAUGGAUUGGAAAUCGAUAAAAUAACGUUCCAGUUUCGAAAAAAAUUCUUUAAACAAAACUAUAAUUAAAUAAUGUCCGAAAGAUAUAUAUCCAACUGAGAUAUUUCAGCGAUUUUUCCUUAUUUUUCAUCGAUCAAUCAAAUUUUCAAAGGCCAAUUAAUAUUAGGAUUAGAGAAAAAAAUAUUAAAAAAAGAAAAAAAUUGAAUUCUUAGAGAUUUAAUUGCGUAGGAUUUUUUUGAAUCUCUUCAGUUUGAAAAAAAGAAAGAAAAAUUUUUUUCCAGAUCAACAUUUUGCUGAUAAAAUUGGUGUCUGAUCGAAUUGAAAAAAAUAGUGAUUUUAUUAUCAGAAUGAGUUUUUUUCCGUUCUUGAACUCCUCAUAGAUACGUUUCAAAAUGGAAUACUUGUAGAAAUGAAAAAAAUCGAUUUAAUUUAGUGAAACGCUGGUUCGAUAACGAAUAUAUAUUUGAAACUUUUCUAGAACCAAAUUCAUUGACGCCUUUGAAGAAGUUAGCGCGAAAUUCGAAAUCUCCUUGACUCUCAAAUAUUUAGUUAUUUUUUUCUUUCUGCCGGCUAUUUUGAAUUUCGUGGAAUCACUUGGAACACGAAAUAAAAUUAAAAGGAAUUUUUUCUGAGAAGGCAAUUUUUUUGAGCAAUGGACUAGAUUAUUCUAUUUUGAUUUUAUAAAAAUUGCGAAACGGAAAUAUAAUUUCGAGUUUUGAAUCGGAGUUUUUCGGUUUCGAAAAUUCUUUUUCAAAUAGUUAUUUGUAGUUUUUCGAAGAUGAUUUGAACAUUAUCAUAUUCAUUAUUUUCUAAAUUCAUGGAUUUUUUUUUUGAAAUGGUUUUUUCCAGCAAAAAGAAGCCCAGAUCCGGCAGAACCAGAUCGAUCGGAAAAGAAAACGUGACCAGGUUUUUUUUUACUGAAUUUUUUGUGAAAAAUAAAUGAGUUUUCAGGUGGAAGAUAGGAUCCAGGCGGGUGUACCCGAAUGGCCCGUUUCUGCCGCCCAAGAAGAAAAUUUUCUGGGCGGCUUGAGUGAAGAGGAGCUGCAGUUCUACAAUGGGGUACGCGAUUUUUCCUUCAAAACUGAUUUUGGGAAAAUAAUUAUUAAGUUUUGUUUCUCAUUGCUGUGUCAGAAGCAGGGCAAAAAGGGAUUAUUAUCGAGAAAAUUCACUCUUGCAUUUUUUUUUCGAUUUGGGAAAAAAAACGUGAUAUUCACUUUGAAAGUUUGUACUAAAGGGAAGGGAGGAAUCAGCCAGAAUUUUUUUCAUGUAUUCAAAAUUGAAUUUAAAAUUUAUCGGAGUUGUUCGAAAGUUUCGCUGAUAGUGGAAGAAAACUGUAUUCGGUUAUUUUUUUCAAAUGCUUGAACCUGGAAUUUUCAUUUUUUUAUACAAGAUCUGAACUGAAAAAAAUUUUUCAAAAAAAAUUUUUUUGCUUAAAUUUUGUUAUAAGUAACUUUGGAUUUUUCGAACCUUUUUCUGGUAAUUGAAAAAAAUGAAAAUUUUUACAGGUGAAGUUUCAAUUUCUAGAAUCAUGAGAAUUAUCGAAUUUGGACUUUCAAGAAGAAAAAUUGAAUUAUUUUUGGUUUACAAAUCAUACCAUUCAUUUUUUUUAACAUGCCUUAAUCCACCUUAGUUAAUCCAACUAGUGGUGUUUCUCCCUCCCUGCAACAUCACCAUACCAUCCCGAUGUUGCGAGAAUAAAUUGAUUGAAUUGAAAUGCGAAAAUCGAUUGAUUUUCAUCUUGCAGAUCCGGGGAAUUCUCUCGCCUCACGAUUUUCGCAACUUUCUGCGGACAAUCAACUUGUUCACCUCCAAUAUCAUUUCGAGAGCCGAACUCUCCGCCGUUUUGAGAGAUACUUUUAGUGAGUUUUCGAAAAAAAAAUUUGACCUUGGAAGAUUGAAAAAAUCGAGAUGAUAGGAUAGAUGAGGAGUUUUUUUAGAAAAUCGUCUUGAACUUGAUCAUUUUUUUAAAAAGGGGUUUUUAGUAUAGUUUCUAUAAACAGUUUGGAGUUUAAAUUUCAAACAGCAAGCUCCGCCCCCAACUCUGUGGAUGGCUCGCUCUCUGAUUAUUUUGACCUACGCGUAGGGGGCGGAGUUUGAGCGAUGAUUUGACGUUCAAAGCCUGAACAGACUAUAAGAGUCCUUUGACUUUCGAUAAAAAGAGUCCGGUCCUCAGCAAUAUUUUGUUGCAGACGGCGCCUCGCAAGAAGUCUUCGAGAAGAUCGAGGCGAUCCUGGCGAGCAACGACGAGGACGACGACGACAACGAAAGCGACGACGAGGCCCACGAGCCCGUCGACGUCGACCCCACGCACGCCCGAUACACCUUGUCGCGGAUCGAGGGCGACACGUUCAUUCGCGAGAUGGAGAACCGACCCGCGACCUGUCUCGGCGUCAGCUACAAGUUUGUAAUGAAGCUGGAGAACUCCUUCAGUAUUUUCCCUUUUAUUCGGUCUUCCAAGAAGAUUCUCUGCUGAAUCAUGGGAUUUUUGUGCGAAACUGUCGUUGAUCAAAAACGUAGAACUUAUUCUGAUAGUACGAGGCGAAAUAGAGGUUUCCGACGAUCGGUUGCUUCGAAAACGAUAAUCUUGAUGAAAGCUCUAUCUGAUUCAAUUCGAAAUUAAACGGUUGUACUUAAAAAGAUUCGGUUCAAACAAAUGGAACCAGAGAAACUGAAAACUUGCAAAAGUUCAUAACUUUUUGUUCAGGAAACGCGAAAAUAAAGGCCCAAUCAAGUGCUCGGGACAAACGCCGCUCUGCAAUGAGGUUUAUUGAGAGAUCGGUUCAAAAAAAGAGAAAUUCAGAAGAAAAAUGAAUCGAAUUUAAGAAAUUUUUUUCGAAAAAAAUCGAAGCUUUUUGGAGUUUUGAUCAUUAAAAAAAUUCAACGGGAAAAAAAUUUAUCAGGUUAUUCUAAAUACUUUGUUUCGUUUAAAGGGGAAAAUGGACUAUCAAAAUUCGAAAAAAAUUUUUAAGUAAGCGACUAUUUUUUUAUAAAUCGAUAUUUUUGAUAAAAAAAUUUCAACGGUUCAACCAAUAUUUACAGGUGCUCAACAGUACCUGGGCUUCCUGUCCUUCUUGGUCAACGGAAGAAAACGGAGCCGGAACCGAAAGAGCCAAGAAAUCCAACUACGAGGAGGCCUUAUUCCGGUCUGAAGACGACAAAUUUGAGGUUCUCCUCACUUUUCAAAAAUAAAAAUUCGUCUUUAACUUUCUAGGUCGAUAUGCUGAUCGAAAGCACGAAAUACGCGAUCGACUCUUUGGAACUCCUUCAGCGGAAAAUCAACAAUUUGGAACCCCAUGAAAAAGCUUCAUUUAGGUGAAUUUUGGGUAUUUUCAGUCUAGUUUCGAAUCUUCGAAAAUUAGAGAGCAUUUGAAAAUAAGGGCUUGGUUUUUUUUUUCUCUGAACGCUCUCUUGUUUUUCAGCGCUCUCUAGCUUUGAAGAUUCAGAAAGUGAUAAAGAAACAAUAUUCGAACGGGAUAGGAACAGAAAAAAGAGUAAAUAUUCAAAAACUAGAGAGCGUUGAAAAAUAAGAGGGUGGGCGUUUUCACUCUCACUUAACGCCCUCUUGUUUACCAGUGCUCUCUAGCUUUGGAGAUUCGGGAUUUUUUCUGAGAAAGGCGAUUUUAAAAGUAAAAAAAAGCAGAAGAAUCUAGCGAUUUUUUUGCUUUUUGUUUUUUAGCCAGUGCUCUCAGUUUUUGCACUUGAACUUCCUGGGAAAUAGUGCCUAUUGCGAAUCCAAAAAAGAUAAAAAGCCCUUCAUAAGUUGAAAUUGUCAUGUCGAAAACUCAAGAGAAAAGAAAACCCAUAAAUUUUCAAGACUCGACGAAAAACUCGGAGCAACUUCUGGCGCCUUGAUGCGCCGCGCUCUACGGAUGCUCUAUGGAGAAAGAUCGGCCGGAAUCGUUCAAACUCUCCAAGAAACGCCGAUUACUGUGGUUCCUACGGUAUUCCGAACCAAAAGCUUCAAAAUGGUUGUAUUCGAAUUUUCAGUUGGUUGAACGGUUCCGCGAGAAGGAAAAGGACCUCCGCGAGGCGCAGUAUCUCAUUGCGAAGUUUGUCAAGUUUUUAUUAAAAAUGAAGCGAUAUGAGGAAAACACGACAAAAAUUUCCAAAAAAGGACAACUAAAUUUUUUUUUGAAGUUCAUGAGUAAAAAUUCGUGUGAAAAAUUUGUUUGAAUUCCUUUCAACGCGAUUUUUUCUGAACUUUCCCUUGAAAAAAUCUACCUGAUUUUUUAAUUUUUAGGAAAGGUUCCUUCAGAAAUUAGUUAUCCUGGAAAAUAAGACUGAAAAGCGAGAUUUUAAGGAUCUUUUUCUUCUUGGUUUUUGAAAAAAAAAAACCCUUUUUUCUUUUUUAAAUCCUUCAAGAUUUUCUUGGACCUUGUCCUCGAAAUGUUGAGCAGCUCUGCUAUGAAAAAAACUCUAGUGGCCGCUUGAGAGACUAUUUGGAGAGGACACUAGAGUGUCCGCUAAAAACCACCUCUAUAGAAGCCACUAUUGCGUUUUAGUGGUCACUAUAGUAGUUUUUAGUGGUUUGGUAGUACCACUGGUUAGGCUUCUAAAAAGGUUACUAAUUUUUAGACACCCAAUUGGCCACUAAUUCGACUACUAUAGUAAACAUUAAAAGGUCAAAUACAUUAUGUAAGUACAAAAAUUUCGCCAUUUAUUACAUUUUCGAAGCAGGGAGUUAUGUUUCCAACCUUUCAAAUCUCAACUUCUAAUCACAAGAGGCUCUUCGCGAAGAAAUAUUUUGAUUUGCAGAGGUUGGCGCGAGACGAUGGAGAAGCAGAUGGCAAGAGCGAUGGACCAUCAGACGGCGACUGUCCGGGCGGCCGACGCCCGGAUCCUCAAGUACAAGGGCGUCAUCAGCCAGGUCGAGACCCUCUUCGACGUCCGACAGCAAUUGUGAGACUUUUGUUGGAUUUUAUAUAGCUGAUUCACGGCUGACUUGAGCCAUUAAAAAAGGGUCCUGCCCACGAAAAUGCACGAGAGAGCGCCUGGCUUGUGGAGAGCGCAGACAGGCCACGCCAUUUUAGCGUCCCAAGCUAGCCUUGAAGUAGCUAUAAAAGCGGUGUAAAAAUCAAAUCUUCGGACCUUCGAGAGAAAAGAGCAUUGGUAAACAGGAGAGCUCAGAGUGAGAAAAAACCGCCGCCCUCUUAUUUUGAAAGAUCUCUCACUUCGAGGAUUAGGAUUUUUUUUUCUCUGUCAUUUCGGAACCUUACAAAGCCAGAAGCAUUGUCAAACGAGAGCGUGUAAAGAAAAAAGUGCUCUCUCACCUUCGAACACUCUCUCACUUUUGAAUAUUCAGACUUGGAACUGAUGAACAAAAGAGCGUAUAGAGAAUAUUUUGAUAACUUCAAUGCAAGAAUUUAGUUACUUCUCCUUAUUUAAAAAAAAAUUGCGCUUUUGUCUUUGUAUUCACUUCAGUACGGAGAUUUGAGGUUUCUCCCUCGAAAAACUAAAGGGAAACAGUCUGACCUGUCUGCGGCCUCUUCUCUCUCAUUGCCGAUGUAAUAGAAAUAUUUAAAAAAUGUGAAGAAGAGAGCGCAGAAAAAUCAGACUUUUUGGAGUCGUUUUAAGUGGACCGUAGAAUUUUAUUCACCUUGCAAAAAUUAUAAAGUUAUGGUAGAUCUUCUCAAACCUUACCGUAACGUUUGUUUUUUUUAAUGAAAAUUUUAGUUAGAUUUCAUUGAAUCUUUAAGUUAGCGAUGAUCAAUAAUUUUUGGUGUUCAAUCUUUGAAAUCUCAAGUUUUGGAUCUAGUAGGGUGUUGAACCUUCGAAUUGUGAAUAAAUGGAAGUUUUCCAGGCCUUCGACUGAAGACCGCGGUCCUCAUUUGAUCCUGACCUAUCCGCACAACCUCCAAAUCCUCAGAGACUGUAACGAUUUGGUCCUCCAUGCGCUCCGGAAGCAGACCAACAUCACCAAGGAAGAGAAACGCAAGAUGAAGAUCAUUUUGAAAAGGUAAAAUGGAAGACAGUGGAAAAAAGAAUAGAGUACCUAGCUUUGAACAAAAAAGCAAUAACUAUAGGAAACAACUUUUUGAAAAUUUUUAAAAAUGAUCAAUAUCAAUUUAAAAAAAGGUCCUUUUUCCACCGGCGCAACAUUGCCAUACUGUCGCGAGGAUGCGAAAAAAAUUAAAUAAUGAAAAAAAAUAAACGUUUUUAAAGGCUAUAAAACCAUUAAAAGAGCAAAAAAACGAUCUUUAAAUUUUGAAGGAUAUCCAGAAGGCAAAUUUUGAUAAUAAAAAAACUACGAAAUUUCAUAAAUAAAUGAUAUUUUUUUCAUUUUUUUUUCAAAAAAAGGUCAAAAAAAUUUUUUUGAUUUUUUUCAUUAUCCUUAUCAGUCCAAUUCCUAACUUUCUAUUAGUUUACUUCUGAAUUUUUUUAAUUCGAAAAAAAUUCUAUGUUUUUUUAUUUUUUUAUCUCACGGGAAAUGUAGAUUUUUUUGAGCUAUACUAAAAUAUUCUACUUGAGCUGAUGAAAUUUCGUGAAUUUUAUAUUCAGGAAGAAUAAUUCGAAACUAUGGAUUUAUAAAAUUCGGAAUCUUAGUGAAUGAAUGUUAAUAAAAUAGGUACUGAAGUGGAAAAUUUUGAAGGAUUGUUAUGGAAUGGUUCCUGUUGCCACUGGAGGAGGUGAAUGACGACGAUGACGACGGACAGGAACUUCUGGAGUACGACAGGAAGAGAAUGCGCGCCGCGAUCGACGAGACUGCCUCGAAAAGGUGGGUUUUUUGAAGUGUAUUGGUACAGAUUGUCAUAAAAAGCGGAAUAUUCGGAAUUUUGAAAAUCAAAUGCAUUUGUUGAAACAAGUAAAAUAGAAAAAUGAAAUCCUGAGGACCCUCAGAAGAAGCUGAAAAGGUUCCGCUUGAAGCUCCAAAAAUGAUCGGAAAAAUUCUUCUUAGCUCCUUUUUUAUAGCCUCAGUGGGUCAUUUUUGAAUCCCCUGGGAUCAUUUUUUAUCCAGCAUCGUUUCAAUCGAGGGGUAGAAGCAAAUGCGAAAUAAAAAUAUCGACUGGGGACCCUUAGAAGAUCUUUUUUUGAAAAGAGCCAUUUUAGGAGAUUUCCCGUCUUUCCUCUGAGAAGGAAGGUCAUUUUACUCGGACUUAAGAAUUUCCGUUGACUUAGCUAGUAUACAUUUUAGUGUAACAGAUAAAAAUCCAAAAACCCUGUAAAAGUUCCUAGUUUUCGAGAAAUAAGGGCUCCAACUCAAAGAAAAUCGCAAUAUCCGCUAAAAUUGCCUUCUUUGGUUCUUUGAGCUCUGAUUUUUUUUUAAAUUAUGGAGUUUUUUCCGGUUGAAACUUCAAGGUCCUUCAUUUGGGACGUCUGGGAACAUUUUGGCAUAUUUUAAGAAAAAUUUUAAGAGUCAAGUGAAAUUACCUUCCUUGUGAGAAUUUCCCCGUUAUUUUUAAAUGUAAAUCCAAUUUAUUUUUGAGAAUUAUUAGAAUAAUUUUCCCAUUAAUUUUCAGUAAAAAACUUUUUUUGUCUUCAAGAUAAAGGCCGAUUCGUUUCUGAGGAUGAAAGAUAAAAUUACCGUUUUUUAAGAAUGAAUUUUUUAAGUAAAGAAGUAUGUCUAACCCUUAUUUUUGAAGUAUCAGCGAGAAGGAGCUGCUGGAGCAGUACUGUGAGGCCGAGGAGCCCGAAGAAGGCACCUCGACGCCAAGUUUCACCAAAAAGACGCGAUAUCGCCUCUUUUACGGCGGCGACGAGCUCUUCCUCUUCAUGCGACUUCAUCAUUCCAUCUGUCAUAAACUUGCCCAAUUUCACAAGGCCCAUGAGAGGAUUGUCAUGGAAUAUAGGGUUCGUAUUUGUCACCAAAAAAGAUGAAAAUAAUUGUUUUCUCUGGUUUUUCCGUCUCAAAAAGAGUUAGCCGAAAUUUGAAAAUGUCUGAUUUCUCUUCUUUUUUUCGUGCGUCUUCCACGUUUUAUGACCUUGCUGGCGAGAAAAAAGAGCGCAGACUGGUUAGAUUUUUUUUUAAGCGUGUAAAGUUGAUAACGAGAUCUUGGUUCAAAAAAAUGAUGAAUUUUGCAGAAUAGAAGCUAGAGAUCGUAAUCGAAAUUAUCAGCAAGAAAAAAAAGUAAAAAAAAAUUUUUUCAUUUUUUUCGGUUCCAAAAAAAUUGUUCAUUUCUGCGAAAAUCGUGAAAAAAAUUGAAAAAAAUAGUUAGAUAUUCAAAAUCAGAUGAUUUUUCUUGCUUUUUUUCCUAGCCUCUCAAGCGACAUUAAAAUUAGUUAGUGUCUGGUUUCUCUGCGCUCUCUUCUUUUUGCGUGCGACUUUCACGUUUUUAUGACUUCGCUGGCGAGGGAAAAGAGAGCGCAGACUGGUUAUAUAUUUUUCCGAUCGUGGAAAGUUGAUAACAACUUUUUCUUGUUUCGAAAAAAUGAUAAAUUUUUCAUAGUUUCCUCAUAUCAUUUUUAGGAACAAGUUGCCCUGAAAGCGGAGCUGGAAAAGACAAAUGAAACUAUCACGCAGCACUGGGUUUUCGAGAGGAAUCUUCCCGAUUUGGAAAGCUCCAUCAAAACGAUUCGGGUCGGUUUUUGGGACAGUAGAAAUGAAAAAUAAUUCAGGGAAACUUCCCAUAUUUAAAACAUGCAGUUUUGUCAGAAAAUAUAAGUAAAAACGCUUUUUUGGUCACAACUCGCUCACUUGUAUGGAGUUUGAUCUUUCUCGAACUUUCUGGAGUUGUGAGGAUUGUUAUUUGUAACGCUCUGGUAAAACUUUAGUUCCCAGGAAAACAAGUCGCAGUUCUAUAGUUCUCUCUAUACGAGGAAUUUUUGAUAACAAAUUUUUUGGAUCUUUUUCAACUAUACUGUAUGUUUCCAGGCUCAAAAAGAAAGGUUUUUUUUCCCGAUAAUUUAUUUCAAAAGCUAUAUAAUCGAUAUUUUUUUAUCUUUUUUUCAGUCUAUAAUAUGUUGAUUUCAGAACGUGAAAAGGUCUCCCGAGGAUUCUUAUACCGAUUCGAUUGCAAUUAUAAAAAGUUUCCUCGACCAACAAAUCGAUACGAAUACGUAUGAAGAAAAUUUGAGGUAUGAUUUUUCCUUUUUUUCUUUUGUUUAUUAAUUUUGUAAAAAUUAAUCUUUCUUUCCCGAUUUUUAAAGGUAUCCAACAGCUUUUUCGUAAUGAAAAAAAGGCAGAAAAUUUUUGUGUUACAUUUUUUUAAGGCUUUUUUUCCAACUUAAAAUCAAAAAAAUCGUAGAAACAGAUUUUUUUGUAUUGGAGUGUACCUAUGAGCGCCAAAGUGGUCCCUAGAGGGUCAUUCUGGGGGAGGGGUCUUACAGGGCCCCUUUAGGGAACACCCUGCCUCCCGCUUCAAGGGCGCUAAUGCAAAUUUGGCCAUUCUAGGGAAGUAUACUCGUGGUCCCUAUCUUUUUUUUUCUCAAAUCAGAAAAAAAAAAAUCAAAAAUUCACUAUAGGGAGCACUUGAGCCACAGCGCUCAGACCUCAGACGUCUAUAAGGGCCACCUAAAUCUUAGACCCUUCAUGACCCUUUUUUCGUCUGGUUACCCCUAUAGGGAUCACUCUAGUGUUCUUAAGUACGUCACGGCUGAACUUGAGCAAAUUUUGGAAAAGUCUUUCGAACAGAAGAAAACGUCAACAUUUGAAGGAUGCAAUUGAGAGCUUAUCUCUUCGAAUAUUCCAUGAUUCCGCAGAUAAUUCGGGUGUUCUAAAUAAAUUCCAAGAAACGGCGAUUCCAGGAUACUUUUCCCGACGGAGGCCUGCCAAAUGUUCUCGAUCGACAAAAUAACGGGGACCCUCAUCCGGCAAUUAUUGAUCUUGGCGACGGACCAAGACGAUUGUCAUUCCAUCAAACUUUAUCUCAACCACCGAUUCAAAACUCCGCCUUCGAUGUUCAGCGAGUCUUCUGAAGUCCAGGGGUUCGUUUUGGAAAUCGUUGAAGAUGUUUCUCGAAAAUAUUAUACAGAACCAUGAGAAAAGAAGAAAUUUUUUGUCUAGAACUUCCUUUGAUGGGGCUCAAUCUUUCUGAAAAAUGUUGUGCUCAUUUUUUCUGCGACUUGAAAUUUGACCAGUGUUACAAAACUCUCUCAAAAUAGAUCUUUUUACUUUAGAAAUAAAAAAAUUACAUCAAAAGAAAAUUUCGAAAUUCAUUAAAAAAAUGAGACAAAUGUUCACUUCCAUUCGGCGAAAAUACACCAAAAAAACGCCAUGAUUGGUUUUACACUUCAAAGAAAUUAUUGAAAAAAACUCCAGAAAUUCUUGGUUUUCGGUUUCUUUUAAAACUCAGUUCUGUUCAGGAUCAUGAAGAUCAUAUUUAACAUUUUUUCGAGACGAACAGCAUUUUUGUUAUUUUUGGUCAGCUCUAUAGGAAUUCGCAUUGAUUUAUUUAUGAGAGGAGUUUAAUAAAUUUGGGUUUUAGCGACUAUAUUCAUUUUCAUUUUUUCUCCUUUAGAACCUCUUUUUCCUAAACAAUAUCUGGGCGACCACAAUUAAGAAAAGAUUUCAAUCACACCUAGAUUUUUCUUUCAUUAAGGAAAUAUUCCAAAUUUCAGGGUCGAAAAGGAUUACGCGGCGAUUUGUGAGGAACGACUUCACGGCCGAAAUUGCUUCCGAAUGUGUGUAACCGAUGAAAAUGACCCGAGACUAGUGAUUGACCUCGUCGAUACAGAGGUGAGAGAAGCAAAAUCGAAAAGAAAUAAAGAAAAAAAAGCAUUUCGAAGACAAAAUAUCCUUUUAAAAAGAUUUAAUGGAAAUUCAAGUAUGUUGGCUAAUUUUCUGUUCUGUCCUAUAAAAUGUAUAGGGUUUUAAGUAGAAUAUAUUUAGACAUCUUCAUUAAAAAAAUUUCGUUUCAAAGAGGAGUGCUUUUUUAAAGUGCUCAAAAAAAUUGUUUUUUAGCUCUUACAAAGUUUAAAUUUUGAUGAAAGUUAUAUAGUAUUCGUUCUCAUUUAAAGAUAUUUCCUGCUUUAAAAAAAUUAGCUUUUGAAAACUGAACCAGGUUAAAUGGAAUUUUUAGGAUCUCGAUUUUGAAAAUAUCAUUUUCAUCGGAUUUUUAGGAUACGGACGGUGAAGGAGAGGCCGACGAAGGUGAUGGAGAUGGAGAAGAAGGAGACGGAGAAGAUGAUGACGACGAGAGAAAUGUAAAGAACAUACAAAAAUCUUCGAAAUUAAUCCGAAAAGUCUCAGAUCUCCGCCGGAAUGUCCGACACGGCCAGUACAACAUCCGAUACGAAGCAAAAUGACGUGAAACAAGAACAAAGUGGUAAGUUUUGAGGAAAAAAAAGUUGAAAAAAAAAAGAAUUUUCAGGCGCGUCAACACCGCGGUCACGGUUUCCAAAGAAACCCAAUUAA
This is a messenger RNA of Caenorhabditis auriculariae, 16232 nucleotides long. Lineage: Eukaryota; Metazoa; Nematoda; Chromadorea; Rhabditida; Rhabditidae. The record is from the annotation of a GenBank genome assembly.